CUGCAGGCUCCUUCCUCUCCUCUCCUCUCCUCUCCUCUCUCCGGACCGCCACCGCCCAUAUUUAUUAGAGCGCCCCCCCCCCCCCCCCUCCCACCCCCUCUCCCUCACCCGCGCCCGUGCCGCCUCCCCUCAUCCUCAUCCAGGGGUGUUUUCAAAGAUGCUGGCUUGUACGGAGAUGAUCACCAUGUGCCUGCAGUCGGCCAAACAGAAGCACAUCCUGGCUCAGCAGCGGCAGCAGCCGCAGCGCGGCGCCGGACGAGGUCUCACUAUCUUCCACGACAUUUUCCGCCGAGCAGACAAAAACGAUGAUGGCAAGCUGUCCUUUGAGGAGUUCAAUGCCUACUUUGCGGACGGAAUCCUGACUACCGAGGAGCUGCAGGAGCUUUUCUUCUCCAUAGAUGGCCGAAAAAAUAACAAUCUGGGUACUGACAAGCUAUCAGAUUAUUUCUCUGACCACCUGGGGGAGUAUCUCAACGUACUUUCAGCCCUGGAGAGCCUGAAUGUUGCCAUUUUGAAGGCAAUGGAUAAAACCAAAGAGGAGUACCAGGGUUCCAGCGUGCUGGGCCAGUUUGUCACCAGGUUCAUGCUCAGAGAGACGUCCAGUCAGCUGUCGUCCCUGCAGAGGUCCCUGCAGUGUGCCAUGGAGGCCGUGGACGAGCAGAGCAGCCCGGCCCCGAGAGACGUAAAGGCACCAGAGCUGACAGCAGUACAGAAGAAUGGCAGGCGUUGUGGUCGUAGGAUCCAUAAUAACCUGUGCACGUCCCCAUCAGAUCCCGGCAUCCUUACCACGGGUGUCAGCACGGAAGACGGACAGAACUGGUCUGCUCAAAUCCUACGGCUGCAGCAACUGCUGGAUAAGCUGGAGUGUCAGGGUCCCAAGUUGGAGCCAGUGAAAGAGGACGCUCUGGCCAGCGCGUACAAGUCUAACAUCCUGUUGGUUCAGAGACAGAUGACGGCGACCGAUGGAGAUCUGGACGACUUCCAGAAGGUUCUGAAGAGCUACACGGACGCCACCGCAGCCGACGCCGACAACCUGCACGUGUCCGUUCAGAAGCUCCCAGGAAACAGGAGUUACAUAAUGUAUGAGUUCUGGCAAGACCGCGUCUCCUGGAUGAGCUACUUGCAGUCCAACAGCAGCAAGGACUUCCAGCGCUGCGCCAUCGACAUGUUGGAGGAUGCAGAAGUAGUUUCUACCAUGUUGCUGCCAGCUUCCUGGUGGAUUAUGACUAACAACUAGCGACUGAAUCCAGGAUGUCACAUCUACUGCCUACACUGUCACACGGACAAAGACGCACAUGCAUGCAUCACCCACACACACGCACGCACACACACACACACACACACGCAGGAUAAUUCAGAAGACAGCAGGAGACAGAGACAUCCAGAACUCUCCAGCAGCAUUAAAUGUCCCUCAGUCUUGGACUGCUCAUUAUUGUGCCGCUUGUAUCAAAAGGGACGGUUAAACUCCCUUCAGCCGAUCUAAUGACUUGAACGUGUUUGAUUCUCUGCAAUGCAAAAGCCUUUUUCUCUCAUGACCUCCGCUCUCACUUGGCCUCCUCCCUCUUACCGCGGUAUUUGUCUGAACUACGCCGGUGGAGAGGAGAAAAAAAAAGAGGCUUAAAUAGGCUGCUACAACAAAUCCAGUUGGAUCCACCAGUAGUGUUAUUGUGCUUGACCAAGUGUUUAGAGUUGAAUAAAAUGAAAUAGGAGAUGGAAAGUUUAGCGUGCAUGCUGACAGAAGCCUUCUGUCAUAGUUCCUUUAAAGCCAGGCUGUAAACGCUGUAUGAUUCUGGAGCACUGUUUUUCUUUCCUUCACAGAAUGAUCAAUCUCCCUCCUGCCCUAACUGCUAUCUAUUGCUAGAUAUACUACGUAUUUGUGUUAGUUACAUCUCCUCUGGGACACGCUCUCAGUUUCCAGUAAGUAAGUGUAAACAUUUAACAGAAGUAACGGCCUUGUGAGGAGAUAUCACGUCAAGUUAACAGAAAAUAUACAGUAUUUCAUGGGUCAUGUGAUUACUUUGAUCACGGUAGAGUUUAUUCCAUAUGUAUAUAUGCAACCUCGGAUAUAAUCAUAUUUAUGUUGUAUUUCGGUUCUGUGAUCUGAACCGCAAGUUGUAACCAAACUGAGACUCGACUUAAGUGAGAUUAAAGCUGUUUAUUGUUUGAAGUGAAAA
This is a messenger RNA of Gasterosteus aculeatus aculeatus (three-spined stickleback), 2174 nucleotides long. RefSeq names its product N-terminal EF-hand calcium binding protein 3 (gene necab3). The record is from RefSeq and is a predicted model, not a curated record. Gene Ontology annotation, molecular function: calcium ion binding. Gene Ontology annotation, cellular component: endoplasmic reticulum; Golgi cis cisterna; cytoplasm. Gene Ontology annotation, biological process: regulation of amyloid precursor protein biosynthetic process. Lineage: Eukaryota; Metazoa; Chordata; Actinopteri; Perciformes; Gasterosteidae.